Messenger RNA from Mesorhabditis belari, 339 nucleotides. Lineage: Eukaryota; Metazoa; Nematoda; Chromadorea; Rhabditida; Rhabditidae. The record is from the annotation of a GenBank genome assembly.
AUGAAUCUUGCUCCAAAAGUGCUAUCAAAAUUAGCGUUACCUCUUGGAGCAAGAUCGAUCAGCGCAAUCGCUGGUCGAGCGCAAAGCCAACGUAAACUGAACCUAGAGCAACGCCCGGAUUGGGGUCUCCGAUUGAACGAAAGGGCUGAUCGAAAUUUUGGAGGAAUUGCUGCUUGGGACAAAUUAGGUCGUCCCUUCUCGCACGGUGUCUGGCAUGGAGUUCAAGGGAUUGUCAGUGGAAAUGGAGAUGAGUUCCGGCGCGCAAAACAGCAAUUCGGUCGAAUCGGCUCUGGUGGUGGAUGGAACGGACAAUCGGGAAGGGGACGAUAUGAUAGAAAA